AUGGCCCUACGACAAAUGAGCACCAGCUACUGCAUGGCAGUUGAUCUCUUACAAAAAAUCACGAUAAUCGACCUCGUCUACCUCUUUAUCUUCACAACACUACUCUCAUACUCUUUAUCCUCUAUUUGGGUAUAUCUGAGACCAUACGAAGAAACACCGCCCAGAGCCUUGAAUCCGCACAGUCUGACUUCCAGCGACAAAAUGGGGACAAAAUUGGAGGCUUCAAUUGAUUCCCUGACUGCGCAGUUAGAGGUUGAGUAUGAUAAGAUCAAGAAGCUGGUGAGUUGGGAUACGAGCUUGGAGACUGGAGCUGUUUUGUUCUAA
This is a messenger RNA of Penicillium brevicompactum, 324 nucleotides long. RefSeq lists its product as uncharacterized. Bases 1 to 324 code for a protein of 107 amino acids. The record is from RefSeq and is a predicted model, not a curated record. The transcript has a single exon. NCBI's taxonomy places the organism in Eukaryota, Fungi, Ascomycota, Eurotiomycetes, Eurotiales, Aspergillaceae.